This is a messenger RNA of Aspergillus niger, 357 nucleotides long. RefSeq lists its product as uncharacterized. NCBI's taxonomy places the organism in Eukaryota, Fungi, Ascomycota, Eurotiomycetes, Eurotiales, Aspergillaceae. The transcript is spliced from 3 exons. The record is from RefSeq and is a predicted model, not a curated record. The annotation marks the transcript as partial.
CCCCUUCCAUCAAGCUCAGACUUCCGUCACCACUUCCGAUCUUGCCAUCCCACCACUCAAGUCGUUCUGAUACUCAACCUCAACCCCCGUCCACUCAAAGCCAUUCGCCAUGUUCCCUACUCGUGUUCUGCGCAUGCAGGCCUCCCGGCCUUUCGCUUUUCCUACUCCUGUGAGUUGGCUCCCGCCCACACUAUCUCUCAGCGUCUGCGCACUCUGAAGAGAGUUCCCCCGGAGUUGAUCCCUCUCGGUACGUCGCGUGUCGCCGUCGGUGCUGCCAUCUACUCCAGCACCCGCAAGCUCAUGACCGACAAGACCCUCCGUCUGUACCGCAACAGCCCCGAGGACCGCGAGCACUAA